AUGGCAGAGGCGUUGAUUCAGUCGUGCAACCACUACAAGACCACCAAGGUUGCAUCAGCGGCUGCAUUGGCAGCAGAAAGACAAUUCCAAAUGAAGGAGCAAGCACGUUUGGAGAAAGAACGUGACAAAGAGGCGAAUAGACUUCAGAAGCAGAAGGAUCAGGAGGCUGCAAAGCAAAAAAGGAAGGCUGAGAAAGCUGAGAUUAAGAAAAAGAAGAAGGAGGAGGAAGAACAGGCGGCUGAAGCCGCAGCUCUUGCAGCAUUGCAGGAUGGAGAGAAGGCAGAGGAGGAGGAAGGUCCUAGAAAUCGACGUGGCAAAGGAAUUAAUGAGUUGACUGAGGCUGAUGCUCCAUUGAUCAAGGAAAAGAUCGCAGGGGCUGAAUGCCGCGUAGUUGCCACUGUGGAUGACUUCGUCAGAAUCAUGUGCAAAGAUGAGCCAGUGAUUCUACGACUAUCUAGGUCCGCCUUCAAGAAAGUGAUGGAAUUCCAUGCUGAGUUCACUGGGGCAAACGUCAAGGAAAUCAACUCAGUGAACAAUUCUUUCAAAGCCGAGUUGACCCAGUUCAUCUCUGAGUUUGCGGAGAAAUGCGAGGCUUCGCCUGGGAAGAUUUGCAAGAAGAUCCACUUGUGCUCAAGCAUGGUGCAGGACCGCGUGGAUGCCUUGAACUUCGACAAGGUGGCUCUGAGCUUCAUUGAGAAUGACUCUAGCGGACCAAAGUUCUUCCCCCCCUAUGUCGUCGACAUUGACAGACUUGAGUCACUUAUGAAAGAAGUCUCCAAGAAUGGCAAUGCGGAUGCUGACAUCAAGAGGUACAAGCAGUUCUCAUUGGUUGGAUUCGAGCAUGGCACUGACUUUUCUGGUCUUUUCCGCGGGUGCACUGGGCAGAUUCAAAUGCAACUUGAGGGAACGCGUUCAUUGGCCAUCUCAAGCUUGGAAGAUGUUUCUUGUCUUUAA
Messenger RNA from Cladocopium goreaui, 954 nucleotides. NCBI's taxonomy places the organism in Eukaryota, Dinophyceae, Suessiales, Symbiodiniaceae. The record is from the annotation of a GenBank genome assembly.